AUGAUGUCAUCAUCUUCGUCAGUACUACUUCUUCUCCUGGCCGCCGUCCUCCUCGUUGCCGGGUUUGCAGUAGUGCUCAAAAGCCGUCGCCGGCAGGGAAACAAUCACCGGCGUCCGCGGCGGCCACCAUCCCCGCCGAAGCUGCCGAUCCUCGGGAACCUCCACCAGGUGGGCAAGUACCCACACCGCACGUUUGCCCGCCUGGCGAAGCUGUACGGCGACCCGAUGCUGUUUCACUUCGGGAGGAAGCCGGUGCUGGUGGUGACGAGCUCGGUGGCGGCUCGAGAGGUGUUGAAGACGAACGACCUCAUCGCCUCCGACCGGCCCCAAAUCGAAACCGCAAACAGGCUUCUCUACGGCGUCAACAAAGACAUCACCAACGCAGCCUACGGCGAUUACUGGAGGCAGCUCCGGCGGCUGUGCGUCCUCCACCUCCUCAGCACCAGAAAAGUUCAGUCCGGCCGAAGCGUGAGGGAGGAAGAAAUCGGGUUACUGAUCAAUCGGAUCAAGCAGAAUGUCCAAAUAGUCCGGGCAGUGAACUUGAGCGAGCUGCUAUUCCUCCUGUCCAACGACGUGAUUUGCAGGAUGGCUCUAGGGAGGAAGUACGAUGUGGGUGCUAGCACCAAUUUCAAGGACCUGUUGGCCGAAUUCACUGGUUUGCUGGGCACUUUUACUGUGGGCGACUUCAUCCCUUGUCUCUGGUGGGUGAACCGGUUCACCGGCUUCGAUUCCCGGGUCGAUAGAGUUGCCCAGCAGUUUGAUGAAUUGCUUAAUGCAGCUAUCCUGGAGAGUGAGGCUCGUAACUUGGAGAAACGUAGCAACACCAAUUCUUCUUGUAGCAGUGUGAUAACAGAAGACAAUUAUGAUGACCAAACAUUUACAUUACCCUUCAUAGAUACCUUAUUGCAGCUUCAAAAGGACGCCCAACUUGAUACAGAUGCCAUCAAAGCUUUGAUCCUGGACAUGUUCGUGGCAGCAACAGAUACAUCUGCAACACUUUUGGAAUGGACAAUGUCGGAGCUGAUGAAACACCCUAGGGUGAUGAAGAAGCUGCGAGAGGAGUUGAGACGAGAACUAGUGAGUGACGAGAAAGGAGAAAUUAUUAUCGGGGAGGCCGAUUUAGAGAAAUUGAAGUACCUCAAACUAGUCAUCAAAGAGACAAUUCGAUUGCACCCACCACUUCCUCUGCUACUCCCACGACAGUUCAUCGAAGACACGACCAUAUUAGGUUACGAUGUAUCGGCCGGAACCAUGAUCCUAAUGGAUGCAUGGGAGAUCGGAAGGGACCCUGCAGACUGGACCGAAUCGCCUGGAGAAUUCUGGCCCGAGCGAUUUCUGAACAGCGACGUGGAUUUUAGGGGUCAGGAUUUCAAGCUGCUGCCUUUUGGUGCAGGAAGACGAGGUUGUCCUGGAAUAUCCUUUGGCCUUGCCGUUGUGGAGCAUACGCUGGCUCAUCUCGUGGGGAAAUUUGAUUGGGAGUUGCCUGGUGGUGUUGAAGGGCAGGAGUUGGACAUGACUGAAGCUACUGGUUUUAUAGCCUAUCGAAAGACCCCUCUUGUUGCCAUUCCCGCCAUUAAUGUUUCUCAGAAGUUCUAA
This is a messenger RNA of Linum tenue, 1596 nucleotides long. Lineage: Eukaryota; Viridiplantae; Streptophyta; Magnoliopsida; Malpighiales; Linaceae. The record is from the annotation of a GenBank genome assembly.